AUGGCUUGGCUUCCGCUGAACAGUAGAUUAAAAAAUCGGUGGAGGGAGACAGCAAAGCAGCGGGGCGCCGGAGUCCAGGGCGAGGCCGCGAGGGAGGGAUGGCUGCGCCGGCGCUGAGCCUGUCUCGCUCCCCGUCGUCCUCCGUCUCCUCGUCACCUGUCGAUCGUUGUCCCCGAUCUACCGCUGUCUUCCGGCGCUACGGCCCGUCCUUCGCCUACAAACCUGCCGCAGGAAUUUGCUCUGCUAGCCAGGCAAUUGAAUUGCUGCCUUCGUUGUACCCUGAAAUUGUUGUCCGAGAUGCACAGCUCGAGGAUUGUUGGGAAGUAGCUGACACUCAUUGCAGCUCUUUCUUUCCGGAUUACAAGUUCCCAUUGGACCUUGUUCUACGGAUUGAUCGUUACAUUGCUCUUCUAUCUGGAUUUUCAGUUCCACCCGGGUGCAUGAGGACUUGCCUCGUCGCAGUCAAUUCUAAUUCUGUAAAUAAUAGCUUCAACAUUGAGUGUGGAGAUCCUCGAGAUGCCAGAUUUCAGAAAUACAAUCUCAGCAGAGGCUCCAUAGCUGGCAUUCUUACAAUCGACACAGUGGCAGACUAUCUUCCGAGAAGGGGACCCCUGAAGCAGAGAAGGUAACAAGGGCAAGCAAAAAAGGAACAUUCGAUUUGAUCAAUGACAUCUAACAUAGUGUGAUCAAACAAUUCUCAACUGAAGCGGGAAGGGAGCGAACACUACCAUCAAUUUUGCUAUAUAUGCUUCCGUCUGUUUGGGAUGUCUAAAGAUGUUCAAUUAUUGCAUUCGAGGAUAUUUUCAAAAUGUGCAUGAACAAGUAUUUUUUUCCCCUUAAAAGCCACGCAAAAUUAUUUCCAACUUGUGCAGAACAGGUAUUGCUUAUAUAGCAAAUGUCGCAGUGCGAAAGGAGGAACGUCGGAAAGGGAUUGCUAAAAUGUUGGUCCAAGAAGCAGAGGUGCGAGCGAGGAGUUGGGGAUGCCAGACCAUGGCAUUGCAUUGCGAUGUAAACAACAUAGCUGCCCUGCACCUUUACAAAAAUCAAGGUUUCAAAUGCAUCCGUGUACCAGAAGGAGCUAAAUGGCCGGAACCUAAGAUUGCUAAAGGAGUGCAAUUCAGUUUCAUGAUGAAGCUGGUGCCUAAGAUUUGAGCUGUUCAAGUAAAUUGGUCAGAAAAUGAAGUUGGAAUACGUAGAUACUGCAUAGAUGCACCAGUUGCUCCUUUCACAUGUACAGCAGCUGGUACAUAGUUGAGCUACUUUGUAAAUGGCAUAUAACAGCCACGUAUUGUUGCCCCAAAGUUGUGAGGGCGUUAUCACUUCUUCACAUGACCUGAUCCAGGGCUCCUUACAGAUAGCCAGGAGAACCAAAUAAAAUCUUACAAUUUCGACACCCA
This is a messenger RNA of Panicum hallii, 1397 nucleotides long. RefSeq lists its product as uncharacterized. The transcript has 3 exons. The record is from RefSeq and is a predicted model, not a curated record. Bases 99 to 629 code for a protein of 176 amino acids. Gene Ontology annotation, molecular function: N-acetyltransferase activity. Gene Ontology annotation, biological process: N-terminal protein amino acid acetylation. Lineage: Eukaryota; Viridiplantae; Streptophyta; Magnoliopsida; Poales; Poaceae. Gene Ontology annotation, cellular component: chloroplast.